Molecule: messenger RNA, 687 nt
Organism: Microthlaspi erraticum
Lineage: Eukaryota; Viridiplantae; Streptophyta; Magnoliopsida; Brassicales; Brassicaceae
Source: the annotation of a GenBank genome assembly
AUGUCGACGUCCGUGGAGGAAGUGGCACCGGCCGUCGACGACAACGAUUAUGUCGUCGAAGAUCAAUUCGAACCGCAUCCACGGUCGACUAUUUCGCUCGAGCAAAUCGAUAAGCUUCAGAACCGUUAUGGUGUGGUCAUUCGCAAUCCGAAGAAGACAGAAUUGGUCGAGAGGCCGGUCUUUCUCCUCGAGAUCCUCUCGGAUCUAGGGCUUGCGCUGCCUCAGCUCACUCCGAAUCUGCUCCGAACUCUAAUCGCCCUAAAGGUUUUGUUCAGCGACAACAGCCUUCCCUUUGGGGCCACCGAAUUUCACCAAUUGUGUUCCCCGAAGGGGAAUUCGCGACAGCCGGGGUCGUAUUAUGUCACGGCGAGGACGAACCGGAAAAUCCUGGAGGAAGCUCCCGGUCGAAUUCGCAAUACGCCUGAACCUAAGGCUCAGACAGAAAUUCUUCUUAGCGGAUGUUGUCAUUGGUUAUCUUUUUCGGCGCAAAGGAUACAACGAGCUUACGAGAUCCAACCGGGACAGCAGAUCGUUCGGGACGCUCCUCCACCGAGACACGUCGUUCAGGCUCUGUUAGCUCCGAGUGUCGUUCGCUCUCAGCGAGGUAAUCUUUUCCGAAUAUUAGUAGCUGUUUCUUUCGAUGAAGUUGAAAUACGUGAUGUGUCGAGGUCUGAUAUUGGAUCGUAA